Molecule: messenger RNA, 1538 nt
Organism: Jatropha curcas
Lineage: Eukaryota; Viridiplantae; Streptophyta; Magnoliopsida; Malpighiales; Euphorbiaceae
Gene: PUMP1
Product: plant uncoupling mitochondrial protein 1
Biological process (GO): transmembrane transport
Source: RefSeq, a predicted model, not a curated record
UUUAUUUUUUCAUGUUGACGUAAAUAGUUUUCCAUAUUGGACUAGCAAUGGCAGAGACAAGCUAAGAAUAAAUGAGGGAUGACGAUGAAGAGCAGAAAGAAACACAACAACAACAACUGCUUCAAAAAGGACCCAAUUGUGCAACCUCCGCUGCUGCGCUCUGCCCAGUGGCCAUUCCUCACUUUUCCCAAGAUUCGAUUUCCACGAUUCCCAUUUUUUUUCCGUUACUUUCUCUUUUCCGUCUUUUCUCUAACCAACCACACUUGUAUAAUUAACCCUUUCGUUUCUUCAACACACUCCCUCGCUUAUAAGCACGUCGAUUUUUCUCCUUAGCUAUGGUGGCCGACAGCAAGGGUAAAUCCGAUAUCUCUUUCGCCGGAACUUUCGCUAGCAGCGCUUUGGCUGCUUGUUUUGCCGAGAUAUGCACAAUUCCCCUGGACACAGCAAAAGUCAGGCUCCAACUCCAAAAGAAAGCUGGUGCUGGUGAGGGAGUGGCCUUACCAAAAUAUAAGGGUAUGUUGGGCACAGUUGGUACCAUUGCUAGGGAAGAAGGUCUAGCAGCACUCUGGAAAGGCAUUGUACCAGGGCUUCACCGGCAAUGCAUGUUUGGAGGCUUAAGAAUUGGGUUAUAUGAACCUGUUAAGACCUUCUAUGUGGGCAGUGACUUUGUUGGAGAUGUUCCUUUAACCAAGAAAAUUCUCGCUGCACUUACUACUGGUGCUCUUGGAAUUACUGUGGCAAAUCCAACUGAUCUUGUGAAAGUUAGGCUUCAGGCUGAAGGGAAAUUGCCACCUGGUGUACCAAGGCGCUAUUCUGGAGCACUGAAUGCUUAUUCUACGAUUGUGAGGCAGGAAGGAGUUGGUGCACUUUGGACUGGACUUGGACCAAAUAUAGCACGAAAUGCUAUUAUAAAUGCUGCUGAACUUGCCAGCUACGAUCAAGUGAAGCAGACAAUUCUGAAAAUUCCUGGGUUCACAGAUAAUGUUGUCACUCAUCUUCUUUCUGGUCUUGGGGCAGGUUUCUUUGCUGUUUGUAUUGGCUCCCCAGUUGAUGUGGUUAAGUCAAGAAUGAUGGGGGAUUCUGCUUACAAGAGCACUUUUGAUUGCUUCAUUAAGACCCUGAAGAAUGAUGGGCCUCUUGCUUUCUAUAAGGGAUUUAUCCCAAACUUUGGGCGGCUAGGAUCCUGGAAUGUGAUCAUGUUUCUAACCUUAGAGCAGGCCAAGAAAUUUGUCAGAAGUAUAGAAUCAUCUUAAGUUAUACAUGACAAUCAAAGCCUACAGUUUAUGGAUUUUUCAUGGAGAUGGUGGGAGUAGUCUUGAGAAUAAUAAGUUCCCUUGUCAUCAUUCUUGCUAAUUUAGAUAGGAGUUCCUACAAUGAAAAUUUUAAAAUAAUCCCUAUUUGAAAUAUUUUUUUAUAAUAUUUGUACUUGUUAAAUUGCUCCUUUGUGUUCUAGUUCUUUGAUUUUUCUUUUUUUUUCUUUUUUAUUUGAUUCCAAAUUGUUUGAUAAUAGUGAUAUGCAAAUGAAUUUAUUCCCUAUA